This is a messenger RNA of Erythranthe guttata (spotted monkey flower), 1110 nucleotides long. RefSeq lists its product as uncharacterized. Gene Ontology annotation, cellular component: mitochondrial outer membrane. The record is from RefSeq and is a predicted model, not a curated record. Lineage: Eukaryota; Viridiplantae; Streptophyta; Magnoliopsida; Lamiales; Phrymaceae. Gene Ontology annotation, molecular function: ATP binding; ATP hydrolysis activity.
AAAAUCGAUUGUUCAUGUGCAUGCAUGUGUGUACUUUACUGUGUACGUAGCCUUAAACUCGCGAUCUCGAGACUUAAGGAGGAGGUAAUGGAGUCCAAGACGCGUACAAAGAGUCCCGAGGAUCUUGCAGAGGGCAAAUACGAAAGAAUCUUUGUUUCAUCCUUAGUUCGCCCCGACGAAGUUGGCGUAAAGUUCGACAAUGUUGGCGCACUUGAUCACGUGAAGAAGGUGUUGAAUGAACUCGUUAUUCUCCCCAUGAAACGGCCCGAUCUUUUCUCCAGUGGUUUGCUAAGGCCAUGCAAAGGGUUGCUACUUUUCGGGCCGCCCGGGACCGGAAAAACCCUACUAGCAAAGGCACUUGCAACGGAAGCGGGAGCUAAUUUCAUCAAUGUUACAUCUGCAUCACUUACAUCUAAGUGGUAUGGGGAGGAUGAGAAACUUAUAACUGCACUCUUCUCCUUUGCUCGCAAGAUAUCUCCUGUAAUCAUCUUUUUGGAUGAGGUUGACGGUUUACUCGGUGGUCGUGGAAAAUCCAGCGAGACUAGUAGAACAAUCCGGAAUGAGUUUAUGAUGUUCUGGGAUGGAUUGACGUCGAACGACAGCCAUAGAAUACUUAUACUUGGUGCCACAAAUCGGCCUUUUGACCUCGAUGAACCUAUCCUUCGCCGCAUGCCUAGAAGGGUUUAUGUGGACCUACCAAAUGCAGAAAAUCGGUUGAAGAUACUUAAAGUACUUCUAACCGAUCAAGAAAAUUUGGAAUCCGGUUUUUCGUUCGAACAACUUGCGCAUGCCACUGAUGGUUAUUCGGGUAGCGAUCUAAAGAACCUUUGCGUUGCCGCAGCGUAUAGACCUGUCGAAGAACUACUACAAGAAGAGAGCAAGGAGGGUGGGAGAGUUGAUGGAGGAGUUUCAACAUUAAGACCACUGAAAUUGGAUGAUUUUAUUCAUUCCAAAGCAAAGGUGGGACCGUCGGUUUUGGAGAAUUCGUUCAAGCUGAGAGAAUGGAACGAUCAGUAUGGCGAAGGAGGAAGCAGAAGAAAACGACGAUUUGGUUUCGAUCUCAAUCUUAACAAACAAAUGUUUGAUGAUGAGAGAGCGAGGGAGAAAUAA